Lagopus muta (rock ptarmigan) is the source of this 5320-nucleotide messenger RNA. RefSeq names its product mitogen-activated protein kinase kinase kinase 14 (gene MAP3K14). Gene Ontology annotation, molecular function: ATP binding; protein serine/threonine kinase activity. Lineage: Eukaryota; Metazoa; Chordata; Aves; Galliformes; Phasianidae. The record is from RefSeq and is a predicted model, not a curated record. Gene Ontology annotation, biological process: positive regulation of canonical NF-kappaB signal transduction; protein phosphorylation. The transcript has 16 exons. Bases 2486 to 5311 code for a protein of 941 amino acids.
GUGCAGUUCGGGCGGAGCGGCGCGGGGCUGCGAGGCUGGGCGCUGGGGUCGCCGCUUCCCGGGAUCGCCGUUUCCCCGCUGACGCUCCGGGCGCGGCGCACGUGCGGGCAGCCCGGUCGGCACCCGCGGCAUUGGAUGCGCGGAGUCCCCGCGGCGGCUCGUGGCGGGGCUGGCGGCGAGGUUCGUUCGGGGCGGCGCCGAGGAGCGGCUGUGAUCGCGUUCCCGUUUGUGCUUUACUGCCUAAAGCCGUCGCGAUGAACCCCCAGUGCUGACGGCUUUACGAGGGUCGCGCGGCCGUGCGGGAGGCGCUGCAUUCUCCUCUGGAAGCGCCGCAGCUGCUCCCGGCGCCGUCGGACCGCCUGCAUGGAGCUGCGCCCCGGGGGCUCUGCGUGCGUCCCUGCCAGCCCUUACAACGCUGUGAUCCUACGAAGAGCCUCCGUCUGCGCUGAGUUCGGCGAAACUUGGACGUUGUUUGGUGUUUGUAUUUCUAUAGGUGUGGAUUAGAACCCUCGGGCCGUGCAGCAGUCCCACAGUGAGUGCUGGGCCCUGCUGGCACAUACAGCUGGUUCCGGGGCACCCGGUGCUGCAGGGGAUCCAAUCACAGAAUCACCAAGGCUGGAAAAGACCUACGAGAUCAUCAGUCCAACCAUCCGCCCAUCACCAAUAGUUCUCACUAAACCAUGUCCCUCAACACAACAUCCAAACGUUCCUUGAACAGCUCCAGGGUCGGUGACUCCACCUCGUCCCUGGGCAGCCCAUUGCAGUGCCUGACCACUCUUUCAGAGAAGUAGUAUUAGUUCCUAAAGAGAAGUAUUAUUUCCUAAAGAAAAGUAAUAUUUCCUAAUUCAGGCACUCUGCCCGCUGUGCUGCUGUGGUUGGGCAGCAGCUGUGCCCCACGGUGGGCUCUGAGCUGGGAAAGCUGGGUGCAUAAAACAAACAGGGACACGCUGCUGUUUGCAACUCUGCUCAUGACGAGUCGUGGAGGGACUCAGAGGGAAACGACGAUGGAUGUUUGGUUCUUGGGGUAGUUCUGCUCGCUGAUGUUUCCCUACAGCUGUUGUGACCCGGCUGCAGGAUGGCCGGCGGUUGCUGGGCCUCUCCAUCUCACGGUUGGCAGAAAUGGGAGUUUGCAGUGCUUGCCAUCGAACCACCAGAACAGGAGGUGUCUGUAACACCUCACUGAUAGCACCAGGAGUUCUGAACACAUGGAGAGCAGUGGGAGCCACCAGGCCAUGGGAGCACCAUGGAGAGGAGGCGGCACAGUGUGAGGAGCAGCCCAGCAUCACCGCCUCCUGCUCGAGCUGCUGGCCUGCAGCCUCUGCUCAUUCCCAGCCCGGAUCUCUUCGUACCUCCAGGAAGUCUUUUCUCCUCUCUCUGACUUCACGUGCGCCGUGUGUGAGUUAAGGCACAGGGGUGUGCUGAGUGCUGCAGCUUUCUUUUCUCAAUCCCCACUGAGACAAAUCGAAACUUCUCCCUUCUGUCGGCAACGGAGCUUCUCUGCACUGCAGCAAUGUGAGCUGACACUGCUGGAACGGAACUGCCUGAAUUCCGGAUGGAGCCCAAAAGUGGCAGCCCUGCGGUGCCCUGGAGGGGUGAGAGCAGUGUGUUGUUGGAGCGCCCCACGUUGCCAACGGGCAGAAGUUGGUGCAGUGCUCAGCACACUGCUCUCGAUAAGGAAGUGGGAAACCUCACAGAGACGACGGGAUGCUUUUUCUGAACAAAAUGUCGACGUGAAGCGGCCGCAGGGCGCUGGGACCAGGAGAGGAGAGCUGUGUGCAAUGCAGGGCUGGGCAGGGGCAGCAGGGUGCUGCCGGGAGGGCAGGAGUGGAAGGAGCAGGAGGCGCUGCGCUGCCCCACACUGCUGGUGUCCCCGCAGCCCCACGCAGCCCUCACGCGCUCAGCGGAUGCCAUCGGCUCCAUGCCGGUGCUGCCGCAGCACAACUGAUACCACGUCGGCUUUCGUUCUGUACAACUGCACUUUCUAUUUUACGGCAGUGAGAACUGGCCUUGGUUAAGAGCUGAGAGCUGCAGCCUUCCUGAAGAACCCUUCCCGCUGCCGCUGAGGGCCCCGCGUGGACCGGCGCUGCGGUGCUCAUGUUCACUUGCUGCCUCAUUACCUGACUUCUCCUUUUCCUCUGGCAAAUAAUGAGUCUGCAGAAGGAAGGAAGAAAGCCGGGGGUACUGAAAUCAAGAGUCGAGUCUCAGUGGUGUGGAUGAGUGAGAGGAGGUUCUGAAAGCAGCAAAGCCGGGACCCGCAGCACCGGGUGCUGCUGAGUGCAGGGGGGCACACGGGGGGCACGGCUCCCAGCUCUCACAUUGCAGCACCGUGGGGCCGAGUGCUGCUCAUCGGUCCUGAGCCGCUCAUCUCAGGAGAAGUUCUGCUGCAGUCAUUAUUGGGAAGUUCUGUGUUGGUUUCUUUUUGUCGCAGCCCCCGCCGGCGCUCUGAGCCACGCAUCCAUCGCAUCGGGGACUGUGAAGCUGUGAAAUGGCAGUGAUGGGGAUUGCGUGCCAUGGAGCCCCCGCUCCGCCCGCCAAGCAGCAGCAGGAGCUCAGUGCCACCAAAGGGCUGCACGAGGCCGCGAGCGAGAAGCAAAGCAGCGUCUGCAAAGUCGAGGAUUCAAAGAAAGCCAUCUUCCAUAGCCAGUGGAAAAUCCUCAACGACGUCAUCACCAAAGGAACAGCAAAAGAAGAAACAGAAGGAGGCUGCGCGUCCAUCUCCAUUAUUGCCCAGGCAGAGUGUGAGAACAGUCAGGAGUUCAGCCCCACUUUGUCAGAGAGAUCCUUCAUUGCCCACAGCAAGCGUUACAGCCGCUCAGACAGCCUCGACCAGAUCCCAAACAAUGUGGCCCAUGCGACGGAGGGGAGGAUGGCUCCCACCUGCUGGAGGGGGAGGCAUCGUGGUAGGGCGAAGAAGAAGCGUCACAAGAAACGAUCCAAGCUGAAAAUACAAACAGUGGCUGCUGGCAGACGGGGCCCCAGAACUCCGGAACAGGAGAGCUGCACUCCGAUUCCCGUCCAGGAGGAUGAAAUGCACCACAGUGCUCUCUACAGAAACAGCUUUUGGUUAUCAGAGCUGAACAAGAGCUUGCUUUAUGAUCCACCCCCGUUUGAGAAGCCCGAGAAAGUUCUGUCCGCAGGCAAGCUCCAUUCAGUGGGCAGCCAGCACAAAACUGACUUGCACAAGCUGAUAAGCCCUGUCCAGUGCCUUAAUCAUGUCUGGAAACUGCACUACCAGAGGGACAACGUCCCUCAUCCUGAAACCCUCCGUCCUUUUCCAUACAACAUUGUGCCCCCCGCCUUCCCACACCUGGACAAUCCUAUCCAUCCCGUGAAGCUUAAUGCUCUGGAGACGUAUUUCCACCGUGAUCUCAAUUACCCAGACAGUGAGCAUCGCUUGUCUGGCCUAAAGUUGGGAUACAGCUUCCCCAAGUGCGUCAGCCAGUCCAUGAAAAGCAGCUUGGACAAGGUUUCUGUGGAAGAAUACUUGGUGGACGCCUUGAAGGGCAGCGUGAGCCUCGGGGAGCCGCAGAACUUGGCCAGCCUCGCCAAGACGUGGAGGGGAGGCAGCCUGGACCCAAAGGAGCAGUUUCAAAAGGCAGAUGAGAAUGAAGGCGUGCUGCUCACUGAGAAACUAAAGCCAGUGGAUUAUGAGUACCGAGAAGAGGUUCACUGGACCAAGUGCCAUGGCUCCCUGGGCAUCGGCUCUUUUGGAGAAGUGUACAAAGUAGAGGACAAGCAGACAGGAUUUCAGUGUGCUGCCAAAAAGGUGCAGGUCGAACACUUCCGUGCAGAGGAGUUGACGACGUGCGCAGCGAUAACGAGCCCUAAGGUUGUGCCGUUGUACGGCGCCGUGAAGGAGGGACCUUGGGUGACCAUCUUCAUGAAGCUGAUGGAGGGCGGAUCGCUGGGGCAGCUAAUUAAGCAGAGCGGCUGCCUGCCCGAGGACAGAGCCCUCAGUUACCUGGGGCAGGCACUGGAAGGUCUGGAGUACCUCCAUGCUCAGAACAUUCUCCAUGGAGAUGUGAAAGCGGAAAACGUGCUUUUGUCUGAUGAUGGGAGCAGAGCUCUGCUGUGUGAUUUUGGCCACUCUGCUCACCUCCAUCCCGACGGCCUGGGGAAGUGCUUGGUCACAGGGAACUACGUGCCGGGCACAGAGACACACAUGGCUCCAGAGGUGGUCCUGGGGAAGCGCUGUGACUCCAAGGUGGACGUGUGGAGCAGCUGCUGCAUGAUGCUGCACAUGCUGAACGGCUGCCACCCCUGGACGCAGUAUUACAAUCAUCCCCUUUGUCUGAAGAUCGCAAAGGAGCCGCCGCCUCUGAGGGAAAUUCCACCUUCCUGCAACCCCCUCACUGCUGAGAUCAUUAAAAUGGGCCUGGAGAAGGAGCCCGUGCAGAGGGCGUCUGCGUCAGAGCUGAGGACCAAGGCCAGCACUGCACUGCAAGAAGUGGGAGGUGUGAGAAGCCCCUGGAAAGGCGAAUACAGAGCGCCCAGGCGUUUGGCACUGCACAAAGAGAACAACCCCCAGACGUCCCUGCCCCCCACAGCGAGCCCCACUUCGGCCGCUCCUCACCCGGAACCGGCAGCCCGAGGCUGCAGUGCCAGCCCUGUGCCACCACCGGCCCUGGAGCGAGCGAGGCAGGGCGAGGGAACGCGCUGGAAUGAGAGCAGGGAUCUGUCCAGGACCUGGGAUCCUCCUCCUCUCUCCUCCGCUCCCCUCCCCUUAAAGAGCUGCAGCCAUACAGAGAGAGCAAGCACCAUUUCUGAGCAAGAGCUCCAGCAGCUGGAAAUAGAGCUGUUUCUGAACAGCCUUUCUCAGCCGUACUCACUGGAAGAGCAGGAACAAAUGCUUUCGUGUCUGAGCAUUGACAGCCCGUUUGUGUCAGACGCCAGUGAGAAGAACUCCAUGAAGGCCUCCCUCAGCCUGCGGGACACCAUGAGCUCCGGCAUCCAUUCCUGGAACAGCCAGACAGACGGACAGAGCUUCAGCUGGAACAACGUGCUGAGCCGCGGCCGCCACACGGACACCCCCAGCUGCUUCAAUGGAGUGAAAAUCCAGAUCCAGUUGCUAAGUGGAGAAAAUUUACACAUCAGGGAUUUCCACAGGACAAAGGUGGGAGACAUUGCCACUGGGAUAAGCAGCCAGAUACCCGUCCCCGCCUUCAGCCUGGUGACAAAGGAAGGCCGCCCCAUUCACUAUGACAUGGAAGUCCCCGACUCGGGGAUUGAGCUGCAGUGCACCCUGGCCCCGGAUUGCAGCGUCAGCUGGGCGUGGAGAGUCAAACACGGUCAGCUGGAGAACAGGCCGUGAGGCCGCUCC